Puntigrus tetrazona (Sumatra barb) is the source of this 2085-nucleotide messenger RNA. It is a transcript of the gene dimt1l, whose product is annotated as DIM1 dimethyladenosine transferase 1-like (S. cerevisiae). NCBI's taxonomy places the organism in Eukaryota, Metazoa, Chordata, Actinopteri, Cypriniformes, Cyprinidae. Gene Ontology annotation, cellular component: mitochondrial matrix. The transcript is spliced from 12 exons. Gene Ontology annotation, molecular function: rRNA (adenine-N6,N6-)-dimethyltransferase activity. The coding region runs from base 131 to 1051 and encodes 306 amino acids. The record is from RefSeq and is a predicted model, not a curated record. Gene Ontology annotation, biological process: rRNA methylation.
CAUCCGAUCAGCUGAUAGAAACUCAAGGAACUAAAGCGAGCAGUUUUUGCACGUGUUUAUGAGACAGUAAACGCAUUAUACAUUUGUACUGUAAAUUCCACAGCUUGGAUCUUAAACAUUACUUAUUAAAAUGCCGAAGGUUAAAGCUGAGAAAAAAUCUCGACAACACCAGGAGGUGAGGAGUCAAGGAAUUAUGUUCAAUACUGGUAUUGGUCAACAUAUUUUAAAAAAUCCAUUGGUUGUCAACGGCAUCAUAGAAAAGGCAGCAUUACGACCAACAGAUGUGGUUCUGGAAGUUGGUCCUGGAACUGGUAACAUGACCGUCAAACUUCUGGAGAAAGCCAAGAAAGUGGUUGCAUGUGAGUUGGACACCAGGCUUGUUGCCGAGCUUCAAAAAAGAGUCCAGUGCACGCCAAUGCAGAACAAGCUUCAGAUCCUAAUAGGAGAUGUCCUCAAGACAGAGCUCCCCUUUUUUGAUGUCUGUGUGGCUAACUUGCCAUAUCAGAUAUCAUCGCCUUUUGUAUUCAAGCUGUUACUUCACCGGCCGUUUUUUAGGUGCGCCGUGCUAAUGUUCCAGAGGGAAUUUGCCAUGCGGUUGGUGGCUAAACCUGGAGACAAGCUGUACUGCAGACUGUCCAUCAACACGCAGCUCCUAGCCCGCGUGGACCACCUCAUGAAGGUGGGGAAGAACAAUUUCAGACCACCUCCGAAAGUAGAGUCCAGCGUGGUGAGGAUAGAGCCCAAAAACCCUCCACCUCCUAUCAACUUCCAGGAAUGGGAUGGUCUUGUCAGAAUUGCAUUUGUCCGAAAGAAUAAAACGCUCAGCGCUGCCUUCAAGUCUGCCGCGGUUGAACAGUUAUUGGAGAAGAACUACAGAAUCCAUUGCUCCGUGCACAACAUAGAAAUACAACAGGAUUUCAACAUUGCUCAGAAAAUCGAAGGCAUCCUUCAAGAGUCAAAGUUUAACGACAAAAGGGCACGUUCUAUGGAUAUAGAUGAUUUCAUGGUGCUUCUUCAUGCAUUCAACUCUGCUGGGAUACACUUCUCCUAAGACUUAAGAGACCGUGAACAGAGCUGACAGGAAGUGAUGUCACAGGCUUAUCCUAUUUUGUUGAUGCUAUGCGAAGAAAGUAUUGGUAUUUCUUUUCAAUGGACAUGCAAUGGGACAACUAAUAACUAAUGUCUUUCCUGAAUCAGGAAGUAUUUACAAACUUCAUUCAGAGUUCAAAAACGAAGCCUUAUUCAUACUCUUCAAAAAGAAGUUUUGAAGAGGACGUAUGUAUUUACAACCUAUGUCUGUGCUCACUCUGCAGUGCAGAAUAUUAAAGUUUAUCCUCAUCAGUCUCGGCACUGCACAUACAACAUACUAUCCCUCCAUUGUGUACUGCUCAAUAUUAAACUGUCAAACUGAAAAAUUUUUACAAUAAUGUUCAUUUGGUAAACCUUAAUGUAUGUAUCAGGUUUUUACAGCAUUUUGUGUCUAGCUAAAAAUUAUUAAUAUUCUACCAAUGGUGAGGGCGAGUGUGUAAGCAUUGUUUAAACAUAACAGCUCAUUUUGAAACGGGUAAUUCAACUAUUCUCAAAUUAAUUUAAGGCAUGUUUAAGGAUAAGCUGUACAAGGCCAAUAAAACCAUUGAAAAAGGUUUUGUUAAAACUUAAGAAUUUCAAAAUCAAAAGCAGGCUCUGCAUAUAAAUGAAAAGAAACUGGGGAAAACGUUAGUUUUGUUGCUCGCAUACACUGUGUGAGACUUUGAACUGUUCAAAGACGCCGAACAGCUUGAAAUUGUUGUGCUGUGAAGCAGAGUUUCAGAUCCUCCUAAUGUUUUGAUGCGGGAGGAAAACGAAAAAGACUGAAAUCUGAACUUGAGAAAAGUUGCUUUGAUGCAACCGUUCUGCAGUAAAAAGGAUUAUGGGUACAUUUGAGCUGAUCCGACCCAUUUAAACCAGUCUUUUUUUUUUUCUUUCAGCAAAGUGCAUUCUCUGUUCUUUCAUUAAAAUGUUAAAUAAUGGUGGUCAUUCACAUGAAUUACAUUUAAACGAGUGUACAAUUGUUUAAGUAGUUCUUAGAAUAAAUGGUUAUUGUUC